Suillus paluster is the source of this 3902-nucleotide messenger RNA. Its product is annotated as Pkinase-domain-containing protein. The record is from RefSeq and is a predicted model, not a curated record. Gene Ontology annotation, biological process: protein phosphorylation. Lineage: Eukaryota; Fungi; Basidiomycota; Agaricomycetes; Boletales; Suillaceae. Gene Ontology annotation, molecular function: protein kinase activity; protein binding; ATP binding. The transcript is spliced from 7 exons. Bases 177 to 3845 code for a protein of 1222 amino acids.
CACUGAUCUCACGAGUUGUCCACCUCAACUAUGAUGGUCAUUUAUGGAAUGCACAGCCACAGUCGUGAUCAGGAACUUUCAACAUUAGCUUGUCGACGUCGCAGACAGUGAUUAGCAUACCGUCAGUGUCCUACAUACCACUCUACAUUAACUCAAAUAUAAACAAACCAUCAUUGAUGGCUGCUAUUACAACUUCCUCGCCUAUACUCGACAUUGCCCAUUCUAAAUCCUCUCCAUCCCCGACCUCACCAACUGGAACCCGUCAUAUCGACCACCAACUUACCACCUCCCGCUCAUUCAUCAACAUCGCUUCCCCCCGUACUCAAUCAUCCUUUCCAGCAACACCCAUGUCCAGUAGCUGUACACUCGACCCACCUCCCGGAACUACCUUUGCCGAUUUCUUACGCACCUGGAAUGACGCCCACGUCGCUCGCUGGCUCGCUGAUAAUAGAUGUCCUACACAUAUCGACUCCUUCAAAAAUAAUGACAUUCGUGGCGAUAUCUUGUUGGAGUUGGACCAGGAUACCCUAAAAGAAAUCGGCAUUGCCAGUAUCGGCGACAGGCUACGCAUAGUAAAUGCCGUCAAGAACCUAAGGUCCAAAUGUUCACCACGGAACACAAUCCCCUCCGUAUCCGCCAUCGCUCACACAAGGGCUUUCUUGGGUUCUCUUGACUCUCGUCUCCUUGAAUCCCCAAGAACAAAUGGCGUAGAUCACUCCCAUGCACGCACAAGCUCACGCGAACUCUCAACUUCCAGAGAACCCUCCCCCACAUCUCGAACCCACAAGCGCCUCGAUAGCAACAGACCCGCUCCAUUAGUUCUCUCCCCCAGCUCAGGACGCCCGGACCUCCCCCGUAUCAUCCGAGAACCACAGUCAAGCGACUCCAUGCGCAACCCUUCCACUAUUCGCCCACUUCCCCAAAUCGGCCCGUCUCCCCAGUCCACAACACCAAACAGCUACACAUCCUCCCGCCCCUCCUUGCCCCCCCUUCCUCCCGCACCAAGGGGACAACCACCUCAGCCCCCACGGGUAACCUCACGCAGUCUCCAUCCCGUCAAUGGUCCGCGCACGCGCACCCCCAACCAAGCAGACGCAACCAACUACACCAACUCACCCCUCCCACCAGCACCUACCUCCACCCCCUCCAAUAUGCUCACAACUCCAACCCAGCCCAGCAGCUGGUCUUUUGGCCUGCCCCCAGAUCCCCGCUCAGGACCGUCCAAACCUAUCCAAUCUGCAUCUCCCCUGGCAUCACGAUCUCCCUCAUUAACACGUUCUGCAAACGCCGCGCACAACAGAAACAUCUCUUUCAGUGGCGUUCCUUCCCCUCUUGCGCCUACGCCCACCAAUUCGAAAAGACCAUCGACGACCGGACACCCAUAUGCGUCCGUGCAAGCACCUGCAUCCUUGCAGGCCCCCGCUCAGAACGGGUCUGCGCUGUCCCCUAUCAACGAGUCGUUUCAGCCACAGGGCUCAGCAUCAUCAUCAGGAUCGUCGUCACCCCCAGCAUUCGCCGUCGGACGUGGUCCGUUCAACCCUACAGCUCACAAUGCCGUAUUGGAUCAUCUCCGCCGUAAACUGGUCAAAUUCAUCGUGCCGGAAGAACAGCGGUCUUAUACCGUCGAUGUCGCUGACUGCGCGGGUGGUAUCGAGGUGAUGGAAAAGGUUCUCAAGAAAGCUGACAAAGUGGGCUCCUCGAGGAGGAAUGACGUCACGAGCCGCGUCGAGACGGAUGAUGGUGGACUCAGUGUAGAUGGAUGGUCCGUAUAUCUCGCAUGGGACGAGACGAACGACUCAGGGAAACCACUCUCCGAAGCAGAACUCCUAGCAGUCUGCCACAGCUCAACCGAUGAUCCAGUCAAAGAGCGCGGCCUGACGCUCCGCAAAAGCGGACGCACAAAACGGUCUAAAGAUCUCCAGCGAAUAUUCGGAGAAAACCCUCCCCGGAACAUCAGCCCCACUUCUCCCAUCAUCCCACCAAGGCCAUCCGAAUCCGAUCACGAGCUUGAUGCUGACACAAGCACAAUCAGCGUCCUCAGCGGCCUUGGCGUACGCGACCCCGAAAAAGCCCUCGAUCCUUCCGCAUCUCCAACACAAGGCCAACCAAAACACCCCCUCCCAUCCGUAAAUUCCGCCAAGAAGCCUUCAAAACUGCGUAACUUCUUCGGUCAACGUCCGCCGAGCGAACUGAUUACGACGCACUUGACUGAAUACUUUCCCUUCACGGAAAGAAAAUUGUUACGGAAUGCACGGCAUAGCAUGAUGCUCCGUGCUUCGAGCGUAAGCGGGGAGAAAAGGAACAGUACGUCAUCGCUCACUCCGCCCCUUCCUUCGCGAUUCAGUACCAGUACGCAAGGUUCGGGAUCGGCACAGCGCUCGAUGUCCCCGGUACGAACGAUGUCUUCCAAACGUAAUUCCACCAUCUCUACCAGUUCCACCAUACCCGACACACGAUCUUUAGCAGCACCUUCGAUAGGCGAGGACCCUCCCCGAGUAUCGAUAUCCACUGAAGACGGACGAUCGGUGAUUCUAACUGGCGAUGACGUUGAGAAGCUCUCUUCGGUCGAUUCGAAACCUCAAUUACUCCCUCCCGUGACGUUCCCUUCGAUAUCGCUUUCGGAGUCUAUGGAAGACCUUACUGGUCCUCUACGCCCGAGGUCGAACUCGAAUGCGUCUAAGCGAAUGAGUUUCAUGACUGAAUUGAGGAGCAAGCGUGAUCGGUCGGAUACUGCCAGUUUGUUGACUGUGGAUGAGAUCACUGCUGAGGUGGAGAAUCGAAGGCAGAGUAUGGCUGUUGAUAUGGGCGUUGAGGGGGCUGAAGAUUGGACGAAGGUGGAACCUGAUAUUGAUGAUGUGACUAGUCUUUCAGAGGACGAUACCGUGCUCGAGGAGGAUGAAGAUGAAGAUGAGAGCGAGGAUGUUGAAGAGGAAGACGAGACCGGCCAGGCUAUGAACUCUAGCGGUGGCAAAUGGAUUAAAGGCGCGCUCAUCGGCGCUGGAUCAUUCGGAAAAGUCUACCUAGGCAUGGAUGCGGUAAACGGUCUUCUGAUGGCAGUGAAACAAGUCGAGCUACCACGAGGGUCAGCUCCAAAUGAAGAGCGCAAGAAGAACAUGCUCAGCGCCUUGGAACGAGAAAUCGACCUUCUCAAAGAUCUCUCGCACCCAAAUAUCGUUCAAUACCUCUACUCCUCGGUCGACGAUGAUUUUCUAAAUAUCUUUUUGGAAUACGUUCCUGGUGGUUCCGUCACUGCUUUGUUGCGUAGCUAUGGUGCCUUCGAGGAACCGCUCGUCAAGAACUUUGUACGACAAAUCUUACAGGGUCUCAACUAUCUCCACGAACGAGACAUCAUACAUCGUGACAUCAAGGGUGCCAAUAUCCUCGUUGACAACAAAGGUGGCAUCAAAAUCUCAGACUUUGGCAUCUCAAAAAAAGUUGACGGCAAUCUUCUCACUGGGAAAAGAAUGAACCGCCCGUCGUUGCAAGGAUCAGCAUUUUGGAUGGCGCCGGAGGUUGUGAAGCAGACGGCCCAUACAUCCGCUGCUGAUAUUUGGAGCGUGGGAUGUUUAGUUGUCGAGAUGCUCACCGGCGAACAUCCUUGGGCGCAACUCACCCAGAUGCAGGCGAUUUUCAAGAUCGGUCAAUCCGCGAAGCCUGCUAUACCAUCGGAUAUUUCUUCAGAGGCUCAGGAUUUCCUUACCAAAACAUUCGAUAUCAAUCAUUCAGCUCGUCCAAGCGCUGGUGGGCUGCUCCAGCACUCUUGGCUCGCCGUCAAGAAACACGCAGGAUUUUCUAACAAGAAUGUAGCUCUCAAGUCUAUUCCAACUAUCGAGAUCUCGGCAUGAUACCCCACUUCUUUGGAUGUUUACCUAAUGUUAUUAGCAUGGCCCAGACGCACAAUG